AUGCCGCUUGACAUCUGCCCCAAGUCGUACGCCGCCUCGCUUUUCAAGCGGGACACGCUUUCCACCGCAGAAUCGUUCAAAAGCUGGAGCACGUGCAUGGACAACAAGACCUGCAAAAUCGUGGCCAUCGUGGGCAUCUGCGUGGCUGCGUUGUUGGUCAUCUGGAUCUUGGCCACGUUCGUCCAAUGCCUCUGUAUGGGGGUCUCGUGCCUCAGCGCCUUGUGCUGCUGCUGUUGCCGAGGCGCCCACAAAAACCGCUACGUGGAGCCAGCCCAGCAGCCCUACGAAAACAGAAACAUGUACCCCCGCCAGCCGCCCAUGAUGCAGAUGGAGCAGACCUACCAGCCCGUCCCGCACUACGGGGGCUAUGAGGAGAACCGCUACAAGAAGGACGACCACGAGUACACGGGGUACAAGCCGCUGCAGUUCUAG
Molecule: messenger RNA, 432 nt
Organism: Metschnikowia bicuspidata var. bicuspidata NRRL YB-4993
Lineage: Eukaryota; Fungi; Ascomycota; Pichiomycetes; Serinales; Metschnikowiaceae
Exons: 1
Coding region: 1-432 (143 amino acids)
Cellular component (GO): plasma membrane; cellular bud neck
Source: RefSeq, a predicted model, not a curated record